AUGACAUUUAUCUCUGGUUAGUUAGAUAUUGAAGAGUCUAAAUCAAAUUAUAAUCCAACCAAAGGUUUCAACAUAGAUGAGAAUUCUUUUGAUUUAAAUUCAGCUUUUAAUAUCAAUAGUAAGAGUAAAUUGGGUUUUAAUACUCUCAAGAGCAAUAACUAUAACUUUGGUGAUAAUUUGAAAUCAAAAUCGAAGUCAAACUCAGCAAAUUCUAAACUUCAUUAAAGUUUUGGCAUGAAAUCAAUCUGGAAAAGCUAAUUCUUUACUUAACCAAUUGAUUACAAAGAGGAAUAAUAAAAUAAAAUGGAUGACACUCCUGCAGUUGCUCAUAAAAAAUUUAUAAAAAAUAAAAAAAAGAACCUCUCAAAAGCAAUAAAUAGAUAUGUUAAGCACUUUUUCAAACAUCAUAUUAUCGGGAAAGGAGAUAAUAUUCUAAAGAAAAAUCUUUAUAUUCAGAUUUUAAUAGUCUAUUAUAGCUUCAUCAUUAAACGCAACAUGCAUUUAGCCUAUUUUUAAAUGAUGGAAAUUUCUGCUCAACUUAAGGAUAACUUCUUUCUCAAGAAUAGAAUACUUAUCAACAAGUUAUAUUUUGAGAAACUAAUGAGAGAAAAAGAGCAAUCUAAUUCCAUAAAUAGUGUUGUUGGUAAAACUGUAAAUCACAUUGAUUUAUUUUAAAUGGUUAAGUUGAAUCAACUUUACUCAAAGUUAAGUCUGAGAUUUGAGAUAACCAGCGAUGCAUUACUUUAAUUUUGGCAAAAUUUAUAUAGUUCAAGAAACUAAGUAAAUCUAUAUUUAGAAGGUGAAGUAAUUACAAAUGAAAUCGAUGAAAUAAAAAAUAUUUAUGAUGAAAUCAAAGAACUUGCAUAAGAUAAAAAUGAUUUUAAGUUGUAUCUACUAAUGGCCUCAUUCUUUAAAUUUAUAUUAUUUAAGAAUAAGGAAGCUUAUGAUGAAUUAGUACUAUAUAAACUGGCUUAUUAAACAAAGCGUUUAUCUAAUCAAGAUUUUGAUAAAGAUUAUGCAAAAUAAGAAAAAGCCUUUAUCAUAACAUAAUUUAGCUUUAAGAAGGAUAUGCUUAUCCAUUAGAUGAAUAAACAUGCAACAAAAUUGACUUAAUAUGACUUAAGCAUGCAGUAAACAUUGCAGCUAAACAAAAUAAUGCCUGAGAUAAUAUCUGACAAUCAUUAAAAGUUUAUUUUGGAUUUUAUGAGAAAAGGAAAGACUAACAUUAUCAACAAAAAAAGAGAGAGCUUUAUUAAACAAAAAUCAGGAUAUGUUUUGCCAGUUUACCUUUACUUAAUAAUUAACUUUCAAAAUACAAAAAAUAUGAUUAUGAUGAUUGAAGAAGAUUGUGAGAUUAAUCCUUUUCUAGAGGAAGAAUCCUAAAUAAGAAAUCAAUUUGGAUUCAUCAUUGCUGAUAACAGAUUCUAGGUAAAAGAAAUUUCUGAAGGAUGCGAUUAAGUGUUAUCAUUGAACCAUAAUACUCUAAGAAUAAUAAAAGAAUAGCAAAAUUAAACUAUCAGGAUAGAUGAUUUGUUUUUAGCAGAAAAUUUAGCAAAUGAUGAUUUGCAUAAGUCCCUUGAAGAUUCCAAUUUUUAGAACAUUUAAGUAUUUUCUAGAUUACAAGAAAUUAAUAGAGACAUUCUUCAAGAUUAACUUGAUUGCAACUUAAAAGAAGCUAGAGCCCUAACUAAUAUUGAAACGUCUUAACUAUAUAACUUGAAAUUUUGGAAAGAUAAGUAUCUAAAUACAAAUGUGGAAAUGUAUAUUAUUGCCAUAGAAAAUAUCUAGGCUAAUAGAAUGACAGAGUAAAAUAUAGAUGAUCCUAAAAGUUUGAAAUUUAAUGCAUCUAUUUAAUAAAUAAUGGUAAGAGCUGGCACAUUAAAUCAUUAGAAUUCAUUGAAAGAUAGCCAAAAUAUUUAACUUUAACCUGAUUAAAAAUCAAUGGUAUCUCAUUCAUAAGAUGGUACAGGAAUGUAAAGUAUUUCAACCACACAUACUUCCACAAGCACAAUGAGCUCCGAAUACUUUACUUUUCAGAAGUUUUCCAAAAAAAUUAUUCUAGUUUGUGCAAUUAUUCUGAUUACUAGUAUUAUUGAUCUCUACUACACAAAGUAGAAUUUAGAUAAUGCAUUAGACAUUGUUUAAGUUGGAUAGAUAAGUCAAAGUCGGAUGAACACAUUUAGAUAUUUGAGACCAUCAGUCCGUACAAUGCUGAACAUUGUAAACGGGUUUUCAGAAAAGUCAAGUUAAGUAAUUGAAAAUAGAUUUGCUUACUAUCAAAGACUUUCAGAAUUUUUAGUUGAAAAAUUAAAAAAUUAAACUGAUAUGCUUAACAUGAAAAAUGUAGUUACAGAUAUAGAUUAUUAAAUGUGGCAGUUAAAUAGCUUCAAUUAGAUUUAAGUAGAGAAAUAAUCUUAUAACUUAAUCUGGUAGAUGUAUACAAAUAAUCUUCAUGACUUACUAGUUUAGAUAAGGGAAAAAGGUGAAGACCUAAUUAAAACAAAUAACAAUAAUCUGAAUUUAUUCAAUCUCAAAGAUAAAGUUAGUACUGCUUCUUUGACAGAGAGAUAGCUCUAUUUCAUAAUUUAGAAUCAAAAUAUGAAUGCCUAUGAUAGUUCUCGAGAUUUUUCAACAGCCUAUACCUUGAAAAAAGUUGCUGAGAUUGAAUCUAAAAUAGACUUUCUUAAUAAAAUUAAUCUCAUCUGCUUUGGAGUAGUAGUUUCAUGUGGACUAAUUAUCAUACCAUUAGUCAUUAGAAUAAAUCAAAGAAUAUAGAAGCUAAUGAAGAUUUUCUUUAACCUUGAUAAAGAAUUAGUGAGUUCUAUGAUAAUCAGCAUUUGUAAAUACAUUGAAAACUAAAAUUUAUAUGUAAAUUCUAUUCAUAUCUGCAGAGAACUUGCAAUCUAUCAGAAAAUAGAGCAUGAUAUUGAAAUGCAUAAAUAGAAAUAAAUUGAGAGAAGAAUUACAUUUAUAUCACUUAAAAAAUAGGAAUCUUCUGAUAAAAUUUAGGAUGAAUAAUCUAUAAACGAAGAACAUUAUGAAGAAGAAUUUAAAUAGUAGCAAGAUAUGAUCCUUUAAAACUUAAAGAAUAAUAUUAGGCAACAUAGAAAUAGUCAUAAAAACAAAAAUAAAAAUAUCAACUCCUAAGAUGAAGAUGAGCAGUCAAAGGGUUAAAAUAAAAAGGAUAAAAAAUAAAUGUCUGAAAGUAAAUCAGAGGAAGAUGAAGAAGAUCCUUAGUUAAAGUAAGGCAAGAAUAAUAAAUCUUCAUUGGAUCAAGAAGCAUUAGUAAAAGAUGUAUUUAAUCAAUACAUUAAGAGGAAGAAAAUCAUAUUCGUAUUUUAUACGUUUAUCAUCACUGUGAUAAUAAGUAGCUACUUUCUUAUCAUUUACUUCUUGACAAAACAAAGUCUUUCACAAAUUUAGAAAAAUGUGACUAAUAUGCAGAAUAUAUUCUAAAGAAAAUCUGCAGCUGAGAUAGCAUUCACUACUAUAAUGGAAAGCUUAUCCCAGAAUAAGACUAUUAUGGUUAACUUAGGAAAAAUAGCUUGGAUCCCUUAUUCAUUAUCUAGAAUCCAGAUAAAAGAAAACGAAUAUAGAAAAGAUAUAAUUGAGGGAAGUGAUGCAAUAUUAGACUAAAUAAGAACUGAACUAACUAACUUGGAGAAUGAUCAGUUUUGUAACUAUUUCUACGAUAGUAACUCUGUUUCUGAUAUUUCUGAAUAUUCAAUCUUCAACACUACUAGAUAGCAGUGUGAUACUUUGGUUGGUGGAAUGGCUAAGCAAGGUUUGUAAAACUUCAUGUAUAGGACAAUAAAUCUCAUAAAUUAAGAGAAUAUCUCUUUUAACUACAAAAAUGGCAGCCUUAGAAAUAUGACAUACUUGCUUGAUCAUUUGUAAGGAGAACUAACUAUCUUGCUGGAUGUAGGAGUUAGAAUUCUGGCAAGACCUUGCUUUAUUGUGGAGGAUAAACUGACUAAGAUUUUGAUCGAUUACAAUGAAAAGAUAUUUAAGAGCUUAAAAAGGCAGGUAGAAAUUUCAAAUAAAAUGCUUUUCAUUAUUGAUUAUGAGGAUUCAACUGAAAAAUUUAGAGCAGAAGUUAAUAAAUUCCUUGAAAGUUCAUGA
Molecule: messenger RNA, 4122 nt
Organism: Stylonychia lemnae
Lineage: Eukaryota; Ciliophora; Spirotrichea; Sporadotrichida; Oxytrichidae
Source: the annotation of a GenBank genome assembly